Molecule: messenger RNA, 1081 nt
Organism: Bicyclus anynana (squinting bush brown)
Lineage: Eukaryota; Metazoa; Arthropoda; Insecta; Lepidoptera; Nymphalidae
Gene: Osi20
Exons: 3
Coding region: 91-957 (288 amino acids)
Source: RefSeq, a predicted model, not a curated record
CAUUGAAAAAUUAAAUCAUUGUUGUGCCAUUAAUCGGCCGGGCCGUACGUUUAAUUAAUCAAAACUAAUGACAAAGUGAAAAUCGCGAAAAUGAAGUGUGUUUGCCUCCUCCUGGCUUCUGCGGCCCUGGUACAUGGUUAUGCGAUUAAGGACAAUGAGAUAGAAACCUCAAGGUUGCGGACCAGUGAUGAUCUUCUCAAUAGUGUUAUCAGUGAUUGUUUCGAAACAGAAUCCCCGAUGUCAUGUCUCAAAGUGAAGGUCUUGUCAUUCUUGGACACCAAACUCGGGGUAACUUCCGAGUCUGCCAGGGCUUUGGAUGAAAACAACAUUGACAAAGUGAUAUUCGACCGCGUUGGCAGGAUAUUAAACCACAAUGAGUUCAAAUUCCAACUGCCAGAGUUCAUUUUCCAAAACGCUGAAGUGUCUUACCGUGCUGACAGAGGAUUCGAUGUGGACUUCCCAGAAACUGAUUCUGAAAAUGGCGAAGCUCGAGGCAUUCUCAAGAAGAAACUUCUGCUGCCAGUUCUUCUUCUUCUCAAGCUGAAGAUGAAAGCGCUGAUGCCGAUUCUAGUCGCCAUCAUCGGCAUUAAGGCUGUGAAGGCUCUCAUUCUCAGCAAACUGGCUAUCACACUCGUUGUUGGAUUCCUUGUCUACAAUCUGAUCAUGAAGAAAGGAGCAAUGCCAAUGAUGAUGACACCAACAGAGGCACCCGCGGCACAGUACGGACCCCCUGCCUCUCAAUACGGCCCCCCAUCGACCCCAGCUGCCCCUCAAGACUCCUACAGUCCCCAAUGGGAACCAGCAAGCUCAGGACCGUACUCCAGAGUCUGGGACCCCACACAACUGGCAUACAGCUCAUACUAUCCUGGUGAUGCAAGCGCUUCAUCAUCAUCCAAUCAAUCACCAGGCUACUCCAGCGUAUCAUCCAUUUCAUCAUCAUCAUCUUCAUCGGCCUGAACAUGACUACCUCGUUGUAAAUAUACGCCCUACGAACGAAACGGAUAGUGUUUAAAAUAGUUUAUUUAUUGACAGUAUUUAUUACGUUAUUUAUUACUUACACAAAUAAAUAGACUGGUUUUUA